This is a messenger RNA of Hemisphaericaspora subhashii, 2511 nucleotides long. It is a transcript of the gene SPB1, whose product is annotated as 27S pre-rRNA (guanosine2922-2'-O)-methyltransferase. Gene Ontology annotation, molecular function: rRNA (guanine) methyltransferase activity; rRNA (uridine-2'-O-ribose)-methyltransferase activity. The record is from RefSeq and is a predicted model, not a curated record. The transcript has a single exon. NCBI's taxonomy places the organism in Eukaryota, Fungi, Ascomycota, Pichiomycetes, Serinales, Debaryomycetaceae. Bases 1 to 2511 code for a protein of 836 amino acids. Gene Ontology annotation, cellular component: nucleus; preribosome, large subunit precursor; nucleolus. Gene Ontology annotation, biological process: maturation of LSU-rRNA from tricistronic rRNA transcript (SSU-rRNA, 5.8S rRNA, LSU-rRNA); maturation of 5.8S rRNA from tricistronic rRNA transcript (SSU-rRNA, 5.8S rRNA, LSU-rRNA); rRNA methylation.
AUGGGUAAGACACAGAAGAAGAAUAGUAAAGGUCGUUUAGAUAGAUACUAUUACCUUGCCAAAGAAAAGGGGUAUAGAGCCCGUUCUUCCUUCAAAAUCAUCCAAAUCAAUGAAAAAUAUGGUCAUUUUCUCGAAAAAUCAAAAGUUGUCAUUGAUCUAUGUGCUGCCCCUGGGUCUUGGUGUCAAGUUGCAUCACAACUCUGUCCCCUCAACUCGUUGAUUAUUGGGGUUGAUAUUGUACCUAUUAAACCUUUACCUAAUUGUAUUACUUUCCAAAGUGAUAUUACAACUGAAGAUUGUAGAUCUAAAUUAAGAGGACAUAUGAAAACUUGGAAAGCUGAUACAGUUAUGCAUGAUGGUGCGCCAAAUGUUGGUAUGGGUUGGUUUCAAGAUGCUUAUACUCAAUCUCAGUUGACUUUACAAGCUUUAAAAUUGGCAGUUGAAAAUUUGAAUGUUGGUGGGACAUUUGUGACUAAGAUUUUUAGAUCAAGAGAUUAUAAUAAUUUAUUAUGGGUUUUCCAACAAUUAUUUGAAAAAGUUGAAGCUACUAAACCUCCUGCUUCUAGAAAUGUUUCUGCGGAAAUCUUUGUGGUUUGUAAAGGUUUCAAAGCUCCUAAGAAAUUAGAUCCAAGAUUAUUGGAUCCAAGAGAAGUUUUCGAAGAGUUAGGUAAUGAAAAAGUAAACAAUGAAGCUAAGGUUUUCAAUCCAGAAAAGAAAACUAGAUCAAGAGGUGGUUAUGAAGAAGGAGAUUAUAUAUUAUAUCAUACUAUACCAUUAUUGGAAUUUAUUAGAGAUGAAGAUCCUAUUAAUCAAUUAGGUACAUUGAAUAAAUUAGAUAUACCAGAUAAAGAAGAUCAUGAAUGGAAAAUCUUACGUAAAUUACCAAGUUGUACUCCAGAAUUAUUAGAAUGUAUGAAAGAUUUGAAAGUUUUAGGUAAGAAAGAAUUCAAACAUAUUUUAAAAUUCCGAAAACAAGCUAGAGAUAUUCUUGGAUUAGAUAAGGAUCCAGAAGAAGAUAAACCAGAAAUUGAAGUUGAACCAUUAACUGAAGAACAAAAGAUUGAUCAAGAAUUACAAGAUCUUUUAUCUAAACAAAAGCAAAAAGCCAAAAGAGAAAAGAAAACCGCUAAUGAAUUGAAACAAAAAGAAAUCGUCAGAAAUCAAAUGAAUAUGUUAACCGAUAUGAAUAUUGGUAUUGAAGCUGCACAACUUGGAGCAGAAUCUUUGUUCAAUUUAAAGACCGCAGAAAAGACCGGACAAUUGGAUAAAUUAGCCAAGGGGAAGAAAAAGAUGAUCUUCACCGAAGAAGAAUUGACCAGAGAUAACGACAUUCACGUGGAUGAAGAAGAAGCUGCCGCUGCUGGAUCUGGUGACGAAUUGGAUGCUUUAGAAGAUCAAUUAGAUGAUAUGUAUCAUAAUUAUCAAGAACGUAAGGCUGAAAGAGACGCUAAUUACCGUGCCAAGAAGGCUAGGGGUGAUGUCGAUGAUGAAGCUUGGGACGGUAUUAAUUCUGAAGAAGAAGGUAGUGAUGAAGAAACCAAGGAUUAUGAAAUGGUUGAUGAUUCAGAUGAAGAUGAUUCAGAUGAUGAUGAAGCUAUUGAAAGAUUGAUCGCUGAAAGAAAGAGUAAGGAAGGAUUAUCCAAGAAUGCCAAAGCUUUCUUUGCUUCCGAUUCUAUCUUUGGCGAAUUAGGUGACGACGCAUUAUUAGAAGAAAUGACAAGAGGUUCCACUAAACCAGAAACCAACGGAAAGACACAAACUAACGGAAAGGCAGCACAACAAAAACAAGCUCAAGUUAGUGAUAGUUCAGAUGAAAGUUCAGACGAUGACAGCGAUUUUGAAAUUGUUCCAAAUGAAAAUGAAGAUCAAGUUAUGUCUGACUAUGAUUCCGACGAUGAUGAAUCCGAAUCCAUUGCCAAACAAUUAAAAGCAGCCAAGAGUCAAAAGGAAAAAGUCGAUCUUGCUACAGUAGAAGCCAUGACAUUGGCCCAUCAAGUUGCACUUGGAAGAAUGAAUAAGCAUGAUUUGAUUGAUGAAGGUAUAAAUCGUUAUUCAUUCCGUGAUAAAGAUGAUUUACCAGAAUGGUUUAUUGAUGAUGAAAAGAAACAUUCCAAGAUCAUUAAACCAAUUACGAAAGAAGCUGCAUUAGCCAUCAAAGAAAAACAAAAACAACUUAAUGCCCGUCCAAUUAAGAAAGUGUUAGAAGCACAAGGAAGAAAGAAGAUGAGAGCAUUGAGAAGAUUGGAGAAGUUGAAGAAGAAAUCUGAUUUGAUUAAUGAAGAUAGUGCUAAAUCAGAAAGAGAUAAGGCUGAUGAAAUUCAAAGAUUGAUGAAGAAGUUGACUAAGAAACAAAAGAUGAAACCAAAGGUUUCUGUUGUUGUUGCUAGAGGUAGUAAUAGAGGUUUAAGUGGUAGACCAAAGGGUGUUAAAGGUAAAUAUAAGAUGGUUGAUGGUGUUAUGAAGAAUGAACAAAGAGCAUUAAGAAGAAUUGCCAAAAAGAAUAGAAAGUAG